UAAGAGAUAUUUUUAAUGCUGUCAUUCGGAAGAUGUGUUCUCAAAUAAAUUAUUCCCAGUUUAUUACAUUUUUCAUAGCGAAGAAGUGCUAGGCUCUCCUUUAGUCUGGUAUAAAGGUAGAUUAAGGGAAUAGUUUCUUCCGACGGUUGCUGUGGCAACAGAAGGACGCCAAGCGAAGGAGCGAAGCUAGACUCUUCCGGGAGAGGGCGGUCCGUGGCCUGAUUCGAGCCUUGGUUGGUGUUGGCAAAGAUGGAUUUAAUACAUACUAAAGCAUUUUUAAGCCCACGAAAUGGGUUCUUGAUUUUGCCAUCCCCGACCCAAGAAGAGAGAAGCAAAACCUUGAGUUGCGAUUUAGAUGACCUUCCACGCUUGUAUGUCAUUGGCAAUAUACAAAAUGUGAAUAAAAAAAUAUCUCAGUUAGAAUUGGGACUGAGAAGAUAUGACAGUAGUGAUGUGGUGAUUGAGGAUAUGAUGCACAGGAAAUAUGCAGGGUUGAAGGGUCCUAGAAAAGGAAAACGUAUAAGCAAGACGAAAGAGAAGGAUCAGGCCAUGACACAGAAGUAUGGAAGGCUUAGUUCGGAUGCAGGUACUUUAAGAAAUCAGAAAAAAAUAGCUCAGAAAAAGAUGAUCACAGAAAAGAAUAAACUUGUAGAGUUGUAUCAUUACCCAGGAUAUCAUGAAGAGGAACUCACACCACUGCCCAAUGGAAUAGAGCUGAAUGAAAUUUUGGAGAAAGUGAUUCGUGCUCAGAGUAAAACUGUAGUUGGGAAGACGAAGUGGGCUGUGAAAAUGCUGCAUAGGUUUUUUGAUGCUCCAUGCUCCCGAGCUGUUUUGCUGGAUAGUUUCUGGUGGCAAUUCCUGCACUUGUAUCAUCCAAAUCGAGAAAUUCAGGGGCACUUGUUUGAACGCAUUGCAGGAAAUUAUGCCCUCAUUCUGUUAGGCAACCACAGGACUUCCAACCAGGAAUGCAUCCUCAAGUUUUUUCCAUCAUUACUGAGUCAAGCUGUGUACAUCUGCUUCUGCUCCUGUUUCCCGAGGUCCUGGUUUAAUACCUCUGAAUUCAAGGCCCAGCUCUGUGAUGUAUUCUUCGAAUGGCUGGGAGGUACACUGCAUGAACCAAGAAGUUUCUAUAAAUGGGAUUACUCCCAACUGGAACCAGAACGAUCAAGGAGAGAAGAUCUGAUGUCAAGAAAGAAAAAAAUAGGGACUGGCACUGGUAUAUCGUUUGAGAGCUACAAGCAAUACAGUUCUACAGGAAAGACUCAAUUGCAGAAGAUUCCAUCAAAGAAAACAUUUAAGAUACCUAUUAAAAAAGGCAAAAAAACUGUAUCUGGGAAAAAAGAUCAAAAGCAGCUUUCCAAAAAAGUUACUGCAUUGGAAAGUGAAGAAAUAAAGCCUAUUACAUCCAAAAGUGAUCAGCUUACAGAGGAUAAUGAGAAAACUGUAUGGAGUAGCCAACAGAACUUACCCAAAAGGAAAUUAAAAAUAGCUAUACUUCCUCGAGAGUCACACCCAGCUUGCCAUGGUCCUGACUUUAUAUGGCAUCGCUUCAAUAUUAGUGGUCAUAGUCCACUAAUUCAACAUUACUUCCAGAAACAUGGUACUGAAUCAAAAUCAGGAUGUGACAUCUUUGUUUCUAGGAGGGAGAUAUACAAACCAAUGCCUGAUUCUGUCAAAACAUAUGCAGAAGUGAUCAAGGAAGGUUUUCAUAUCCUCCAUCAGAAGCACAAAGCCUUCAGAAAAUGUUAUUGGCAACAAUACAGAGAAAUGAUAAAAUUUGAUGAACAGAACAAAUGUAAUCAGGAACUUUACAGAGAAGCUAUAAAAGAAGAGAUGAAAAAGAGAAAGGCACAAAAACAAAAAGAAUUGCUUUCUUUGAGAGAUCGGCAGAAUAGCUCAGAACCUUCAUCCCUGUUUUCAAAAGAUUCAUCCGGGAAACACCGUAGUUAUCCUAGAUCUCUCCUUUUGAACUGACAUUGAUUGAGUUCAGUUGGAAGCAUGUUACAGAAUGACAAUUUAAAUAAAAUUAAAGAACCUA
Pantherophis guttatus is the source of this 2038-nucleotide messenger RNA. It is a transcript of the gene FAM227A, whose product is annotated as family with sequence similarity 227 member A. The record is from RefSeq and is a predicted model, not a curated record. NCBI's taxonomy places the organism in Eukaryota, Metazoa, Chordata, Lepidosauria, Squamata, Colubridae.